AUGAUUGAAGAGAAACCGCCCAAUAGAGAAAGUUUUCAAUACUAUACAAACAUUGGCAAAGCUCUCGGAGUCAAUGUCUCAUCCGAUGACUUGAUGACACACUCAUGCGCUGGUAUCUCCUUCGGCUAUACUGAAGCAUUCACUCAUGCUUUGGAUGUAUUUUUCACAUAUUUCGUUUGGGAUCAAAGCUGGCACGAUCAACACCUAUUCAACGCAUUGCAAAUAUGGUGA
Messenger RNA from Trichomonas vaginalis G3, 231 nucleotides. RefSeq lists its product as uncharacterized. Lineage: Eukaryota; Parabasalia; Trichomonadida; Trichomonadidae. The record is from RefSeq and is a predicted model, not a curated record. The coding region runs from base 1 to 231 and encodes 76 amino acids. The transcript has a single exon.